GGCGAGGGAGCUCCUGUCGGAGAGUGAAGCUCCGCUGCUCUCAAUGAAAGAGGGGGAGAACAGUAAUGCAGAGGGAUGUAAGAUGGCAGAGCUACAAAUGUUGUUAGAGGAAGAGAUCCCGGCUGGAAAAAGAGCGCUUGUGGAGAGCUACCAAAACCUUUCAAGGGUUGCGGAAUAUUGCGAGAAUAAUUAUGUGCAGGCACAAGACAAGAGGAAAGCCCUUGAGGAAACCAAAGCCUACACCACGCAGUCCCUGGCAAGCGUGGCCUAUCAAAUCAAUGCCUUAGCAAACAAUGUGCUACAGCUGCUGGAUAUUCAGGCUUCACAGCUGCGCAGGAUGGAAUCUUCCAUCAACCAUAUCUCUCAGACUGUGGACAUUCAUAAAGAGAAAGUUGCCAGACGAGAGAUCGGGAUCCUCACCACCAACAAAAACACGUCUCGGACCCACAAGAUUAUCGCUCCCGGCAACAUGGAGCGACCUGUGCGCUACAUCAGGAAGCCCAUAGACUACACCCUGCUGGAUGAUGUGGGCCACGGUGUCAAACAAGGGAAUAACCAGCCUGCUCGCGGUGGUGGAGGAACAUUAUCAAGGACCAACCCACCCACACAGAAGCCCCCCAGCCCACCCAUGGCAGGGAGGGGUACUCUGGGACGAAACACUCCGUAUAAGACCCUUGAGCCAGUCAAGCCUCCUGUGGUGCCUAAUGACUACAUGACCAGUCCAGCACGUCUGGGUAGCCAGAACAGUCCUGGACGCACGGCUUCACUCAACCAGAGACCCAGAACACACAGUGGCAGCAGUGGGGGCAGCGGCGGUCGAGAGAACAGCAGUAAUAGCAUGGGAAUCCCUCUGGCUGUGCCAACACCCUCCCCUCCCAGUAUGGCACCAGUUCCUCCAGGUCCAGGUCUGGGUCCAAUCCCCAUGUCUCAGUUUGGGACAAUCUCUCGGCAGAUCUCCAGACACUCCUCCGCCACUUCCUCCUCCGCCUCCAUGGUAUCAGCUACAGGCACCUACCGACGUGCCCCCGCCAGCUCCUCGCAGUUCUCUGUGCCACAGCCUCACCUAAACGGAGGUCCCACAUACCCCCAGAACACAAUGUCUGUCGCUCCACCGCCUCCACCCAUGGUGCAGCUGACGCCCCAGAUUCCCCUCACUGGCUUUGUGGCCAGAGUUCAGGAGAACAUAACAGACAGCCCAUCUCCACCUCCUCCUCCUCUACCUGAGGACACGGUCAUAUUUGAGGAAGCUGCUCCGCCCCCUCCACCUCCACCUGUGGAUUAUGAUGAAGAAGACGCAGCCAUGGUGCACUACAAUGAUCCGUAUGCUGAUGAAGACCCCCACUGGGCCCCGAAGUCCUACCUAGAGAAGGUGGUGGCCAUCUAUGACUACUCAAAGGACAAAGACGAUGAGCUUUCCUUCAUGGAGGGCGCCAUCAUCUACAUCAUCAAGAAAAACGAUGACGGCUGGUUCGAGGGAAUCUGUAAUGGCGUGACCGGACUGUUUCCUGGCAACUACGUCGAAUCCAUCAUGCACUACGCUGACUAAGCUGCCAAUCAGUUACAAACAUUGCCAAGUGCAUUAGGAUAUGACUGAAUGUUUGUUUUUGUCCAAUCGCCAAGCUUCUACAAUGCUCUUUGUUUGAGGAGACAGGGCUUGUAAUGCUUUUACACAGAAUAUGAAAGGAAACAAACCGAUCUCUCUUUAUUAUGGUUAGGUUGCCUCAUAUAUUUUGUACGUAUAUUACAGUGAGAAAUUGCCUGUAGGCUGUUGCUAGUGUUUGUUUUUGUGAGUAUUUUGUCAGUGUACUGAGACCCGUGUUUGCCAGUUGUCAGCUAGGGCUAGUUAGUUUUAUUUCCAUCAAUUAACUGUCAUGCUCUUCCUUUACGUCAGGAAGAAAUGCUUGAAUGUCAUUUCUGAAAUGUUAUUAUGCCUGGCAAAGAAUAUGAAAAUGACAAUGAUUUUGUGUCCUGCGUUUCGACUUACGGACUUGCUGAUAUUUUCUAUAAUUUUGCCUCUCUUAUUUCGUCUCAUGACUUUAAGGUGAGGGUAAAAACAGAUGCAGUAAGGGGCAGAGAUUCUCCUGGAUAUCAAACUAUCAUAUUGGCGAAUUUCUCGAAACUGGUCAAGAACAUGUAUGGGUCAUUUCAAUCUAAAUAUCACAAGAAAGAAUUAAGAAAUUAUAUUUUGCUUAAAGAAAACAAAUCCUUUUAUUAAGACUAUAUAAGGAAUAGUUCUCUCAAAAACGAAUAUGCUCUCAUCAUUUACUCACCUUCAUUCCAUACGAGAUGUGUAUUACUUUAUUUCUUCAACUGAACAAAUAGUUCGAUUUUUAGAAGCAUAUUUCCGCUCUGUAGGGCGAUACAGUGCAAGUGAAUGUUGACUAGAACUCCAAAAGCUGCAAAAAGGAGAUAAUGUCAGUCUAGAAGUAAUCCAUAAGACUCCAGUUGGUUUAAUCAGCGUCUUCUGAAGUGAUCCAGUUGGUUUUGGGUGAGAAACAGACCAAAAUAUAUAACACUUUUUUUACUGUAAAUCUUGCCAUUGCAGGCUCUAGGUUCGAUAAAGAUUUCAGGUUCGAUUUCACUUCCUAGUGCUUCACAUUAACACUAGAUGGUGCUAUAGGAAGUGUAAUCAAGCUUAAAAUCAUGAUCAUCAAGGACAGUGCUGUCAAGAUGUACAGUGAAAAAAGGAGUUACAUUUUGGUCUGUUCUCACUCAAAGCCAACUUGAUUACUUCAGAAGACAUUGAUUAAACCACUGAUGUCGUAUGGCUUGCGUUUAAUGCUGCCUUUAUGUGCUUUGUGGAAUUCUGGUCACCAUUAACUUGCAAUGUAUGGACCUACAGAGCUGAAAUAUUCUUCUAAAAAUCUUUGUGUUCAGCACAAGAAAGUCACACACAUUUCAUUUGUCACAAUUGUCAUUUUUGGGUGAACUAUCCCUUUAAGGUGUUUUACAUUGUGACAUUAUUUUCAUGAAAAUUAAGCACAUUUUCACCACACAUUAUCAUUGCAGUAAUGCAAAAAUAAAUAUAUAUAUUUUCAUUACUGUAAUGUGAAAAAUAAAAAAUAUAAAUAUUUUCAUUAAUGUAAUGUGAAAAAAAUAAUGGUUGUAUUUGAUAUUAAUAAAAAUGGCUGUAUUUGUUGGACUACCUCUAAUUUAUGCUGAUUUAAAUAAAAUUUAAAUUCUAUUACAGCAUUUUUUUUUUUACUGUAUUAGAGCAAUAAGAAUAGCCUUUAAGAAUAAUUAGAUUUACACACACAAGUAAAAUGUGCAGAUGCAUGGUAAUAGGAAAUUCCAUAAGAAAUAUGAAAUUUGGGGGAAUGUGAUUAAUUUACAUGAAAAAUAAUUUCACAAUGCAAAUAAAUCUUUUAGAAAGUAUAGAGACUUCUUUGCAAAACAGGUCUACAAUUUAUGGGGAGAAAUGUGACCCGGACAUAUGCUGUGUUUCUUGAUAGUGAUCGGAAAAUUACAAUUGUUGUUUUAAACUGCUGAAGAAACUUUUUUUAUAUUGCACUGACCAGAGGACAGUGGCACACUAACCAGUCCUAAACAUUGCCCACAGAUGAAGUAUUUCUCACAGAAAAUAUUUCAUACACUUGAUUUUUUUCAUGAAGUAGCAAAAAGCCGUUUUUGUAAGAAGGUUUGCUGAAUUUAAGUGAUAAUCCAUUGAUUUCUUUCAAUAAUCAGGUUUAGUGUUUAGUACAGAUGAAUGUGAGCUCAUAAAUCUGAAACUAUACGAACUAUAAGCAUGGGACAAACAUCAAGUUGUUUCUGUUUUUUUAAGAAGUGUCUCAUACUGCUGUUAAAGGCGAGCAGUGUUUGAUUACCACUUUUAUUUAUUUAAUCCAAUUCAAGAUUUGAGACUGUACCUCACAUAUAGAGCUGUCUGAACAAUGAUUACUUAAUGUUAAGCAUUUGCAAGGCCUUGUCAUAAGAUGUGCAAGUGAUCUGUAAUUUAAAUGUUUCUUUGCAGAAUAUCUGCAAAUAAUAUAAUCUCUAUUAUUGUUUUGUAUAUAAAUACAUACAAUCUGUUUUUUUUUUUCUUUUUAUGUACAGUCUCUUUUAUAAUAAAGCACAA
Molecule: messenger RNA, 4075 nt
Organism: Xyrauchen texanus (razorback sucker)
Lineage: Eukaryota; Metazoa; Chordata; Actinopteri; Cypriniformes; Catostomidae
Gene: abi1b
Product: abl-interactor 1b
Exons: 10
Coding region: 44-1546 (500 amino acids)
Cellular component (GO): intracellular anatomical structure; lamellipodium
Molecular function (GO): SH3 domain binding
Source: RefSeq, a predicted model, not a curated record